AUGGAACCCUGGAUGAUGCAGCCGAUCACCUUCUCAGCAAAGGAUGUUCCCUCGAAUGUCCAAGCACAUGGAGAUCCCCUAGUAAUCACCUUGCUCAUCGAGGAAUGGGGAGUCAAAAGAAUACUGAUGGACAUUGGGAGCUCAGUCGAGGUCCUCUUCUACGACACGUUUAAAAGAAUGGAGUUGUCUAAUGACAUUUUAAUCCCUUCAACUUAUCGAAUUUACGGCUUCAAUGGUACAGUGAAUGUACCAAAAGGAGAAGUCACUCGCAGAGUCUCGAAUGGGGAGGGAUACUUGGACACGCUUACCACCUUCUGUGUGGUAGAUGUCGUAUCGCCUUAUGAGGCGAUCCUAGGCAGAUCGUGGAUUGCAGGUAUCAAAGGGGUGUCAUCGGCAUAUCAUCAAAGGUUAAGACUCCCAUCUUAUCGGGGGGUGGUGGAAGUGUUAGGCAACCCCCAAGACGCGAUACAGUGUAUGCAAUUAGAUAUCCAGCAAAAUGAAGAAAGACGAUCAAGACAGCGCCGAGAAAAGAACAAAGCCAAGGAGAUUAAAACAGGGGAAGAAUUGGAGAAGGUGCUCUCACAAGCCAUCACAGCUUACGAAACAGGCGAGAAAGAGAUCUUAUAG
Papaver somniferum (opium poppy) is the source of this 627-nucleotide messenger RNA. RefSeq lists its product as uncharacterized. The record is from RefSeq and is a predicted model, not a curated record. NCBI's taxonomy places the organism in Eukaryota, Viridiplantae, Streptophyta, Magnoliopsida, Ranunculales, Papaveraceae. The transcript has a single exon. The coding region runs from base 1 to 627 and encodes 208 amino acids.